AUGGCAGAGACGUCGUCCACUCCAGCCAAAGCCAAAAAGGCGUCCAAGCCCAAGAAGCCGGCUUCCCACCCCAAGUACUCGGACAUGAUUAAAGCGGCUAUCGUCCACGACGCCAGCCGGAGCGGCGCUUCCCGCCAGUCCAUCCAGAAGUACGUCCGGAAGAACUACAAAGUGGGCGACAACGCCGACGUCCAGAUCAAGAUGGCCCUGAAGCGGCUGGUGGCGUCCGGGAUGCUGCGCCACACCAAAGGCAUCGGCGCGUCCGGCUCCUUCAGGCUGACCAAGCCGGAGGACACCAAGAAGUCCAGCAAGGCGGCACCGGCGCCGGCCGCCAAAGCCAAGAAAGUGGUCAAGCCCAAGCCCAAGAAGGCGGCCAAGCCCAAGAAGGUGCCCAAGACGCCGGAGAAGCCCAAGAAGGCGGCCGUGAAGAAAGUCAAGAAGGUCGCCAAGAAGGCGACCCCGGCCAAAGCCAAGAAGGCUCCGGCCAAGAAGCCCAAGGCGGUCAAGCCCAAGGCCAAACCGGCCAAGAAGGCGGCCAAGCCCAAGGCCAAGGCGGCCAAGAAGGGGGCCAAGACAUCCAAAAAGAAGUAA
This is a messenger RNA of Menidia menidia (Atlantic silverside), 591 nucleotides long. NCBI's taxonomy places the organism in Eukaryota, Metazoa, Chordata, Actinopteri, Atheriniformes, Atherinopsidae. The record is from the annotation of a GenBank genome assembly.